AUGAAACCCCUCUUUAUUUCCUUUCUUUUCUCCAUUGUGGGGUUUGCCUCAGCCCAGGUGUUUAGACUGGGAGGUUGUCCGGAUGUUCCAGUACAAAGUGACUUCGAUGUAGAUCAAUAUUACGGUAGUUGGUACGAGUUUGAGCGAUAUUUCUUCAUUGCUGAGGAAUUAUUGAGGUGUUCUGCGGCAUCGUAUACCCCCAAACCAGACGGUACCAUUCAGGUCAUCAACUCCGGCAUUAAUUUUAUUACAGGGCGUAAUUCUUCGGUGACAGGGACGGCAUCAGUGGACUCUACCGCCGCUAACCCCGCCAAACUGAGAGUCAGUUUUGGGAGAUUUUCUAAUGGUCCGUAUUGGGUACUGAAGACCGACUAUGACCAGUAUUCAAUUGUAUAUUCCUGUAAUAAUAUUUUCUUUGGAAAAGCCCGCACAGAGGUGAUAUGGAUUCUCACACGUGAAAGAAGUGGAGUGACAGACGAGGUGAAAAGUGACCUUUAUCAAUAUAUCCGGCAAAUUGGCCUUGACCCCAGUAAUCUCAAACCCACGCAGCAGACAAAUUGUUGAUAGUUAGAUAAUUUAUGGUUUAAAGACGGUU
Messenger RNA from Saccostrea echinata, 595 nucleotides. Its product is annotated as apolipoprotein D-like. The coding region runs from base 1 to 564 and encodes 187 amino acids. The record is from RefSeq and is a predicted model, not a curated record. The transcript is spliced from 5 exons. Gene Ontology annotation, molecular function: lipid binding. Lineage: Eukaryota; Metazoa; Mollusca; Bivalvia; Ostreida; Ostreidae. Gene Ontology annotation, biological process: lipid transport; tissue regeneration; brain development.